Messenger RNA from Musca domestica (house fly), 469 nucleotides. RefSeq lists its product as uncharacterized. Lineage: Eukaryota; Metazoa; Arthropoda; Insecta; Diptera; Muscidae. The record is from RefSeq and is a predicted model, not a curated record. The transcript has 2 exons. The coding region runs from base 108 to 362 and encodes 84 amino acids.
CAACACAUUCGCCUGACUAUAAAUAAAUACAAAUUUAACAAAUUGAUGUCAGUAGUAAUUCGGAUUUUGAAAUUAUACGUGCUGAAUUUUCAACUUUAUUUGGAAUUAUGAAGUCUCUAACUCUGCUUCUUAAAAUAUCCAUUUUUGUUGUAUUGCUGUUAUCUCAAAUGGCAACUGCUCAAGGACCUGGAGGUCAAGCUGGAGCCGGUGCCGGUGCCGGUGCUCAAAUGGGUGUUGGCUUUGGCGCAGGUGCUGGAACAGGAGCAGGUACUGAUGGAACACCCGGUGGUCAAGGCAGUGCUGGAGUAGGAAUGAAUGUGGGUAUGGGUGCAGGAAUGGGUGGUGGAGCUGGUGGCCAUUAAAUGUACCAAGGAAUUUACAAUUGAAUUACGAUAAUAAAAAUAAAUUCAGAAACUUUAAAUAAUACAUGGUAAUAGAACAGGGGAAACGAUUUCCAGUUGUAUAUCUU